This is a messenger RNA of Micropterus salmoides (largemouth bass), 1428 nucleotides long. RefSeq lists its product as uncharacterized. Gene Ontology annotation, cellular component: nucleus; centrosome; centriole. The record is from RefSeq and is a predicted model, not a curated record. Gene Ontology annotation, molecular function: tubulin binding. Lineage: Eukaryota; Metazoa; Chordata; Actinopteri; Centrarchiformes; Centrarchidae. The coding region runs from base 1 to 1080 and encodes 359 amino acids. Gene Ontology annotation, biological process: centriole elongation; cilium assembly. The transcript is spliced from 8 exons.
AUGAUGUUCCCUUUGAUCCAGAAACUGAAACAGGACCAGAGUUUUGGAUCUGGACCAGAGUCUCAGCAGCAGUCCUUUUCCUCCAGCUCCAACACAGAUGAUAGAGCCCAUGGUGGAUGUCAGAAAAUGUUGAAGAUACACUCACUGAUACCAGAAAGGAAACCAGAUGAUCCAGAUGAAACAAAAUUUGCAGCAACACCAUGGGGAUUUCUCAGAGAAAGACAGGAUCAGAAAGAUAAGCUCAAAAGGGGCUGCAAAGGAGAUAACAUCCUUUCUGACAGUGAAGAGAGUCAGGCCAUGAGACAUCAACUCAGGCUGCACAAACUGGAAUCCAAGGAAGUACAGGCCCUCAAGCAGCAGAUGGAGGCCCUUCAGCAGCAGUUUAAGCAGAGAGAGGGUGAGUGGUCUGUAGUUCGAUGCCAGCUGGACCAGCUGAUCAGAGAAAACUCUGAGCUGAGGAAGAAACUCACAGUUACACCACAGUGCCGCCCAGUGGACGGCCGAUGUACUGCACAAGCCCACACUGCAUACCAGGAGGGACGGACAGAGAUGGAACAUCUUCUCUCAGACGGGUGCAGCCUGGAGACUUUCACUAACGGGACAAAGAAAGUAAUUUCUGCAGACCAGAAGGCAAAAACAGUCACAUUCUUCAAUGGAGACAUCAAACACAUUUUGGAAGAUGGGAAAAUGGUGUAUUACUAUGCUGGUUCACAGACAACACAUACCACCUACCCAAGUGGUCUGGAGAUCCUUCACUUCCCCAACAGGCAGAUUGAGAAGCGACACCCUGGGGGGAAAAGAGAGAUCUUAUUUCCAGACCAGACCAUCAAGUUUUUGGAGGCUGACGGCAGCGAGAGGACAAUCUUCCCUGAUGGCACCAUCGUUCACCUUUCACCAUCAGGUGAGAAGAUGGUCGAUUUCCCCAACGGACAGCGAGAGAUCCACACUUCCCAGUACAAGAGGAGAGAGGAUCCUGAUGGGACGGUUAAGACCAUCUACCCCGACGGACGACAGGAAACCAAGUACGCGUCAGGCAGAGUACGCAUCAAGGACAAAGUAACCAUCAGACAUCUUAAAUGAAUGUGUGUGUGUUCUUAUAUGUAAGUAUAAGACAGGGAGUUUUGUUUGUGUGUGUAUGUGUUUGGGGAAGUAGAUCUGGGAGGGAAUAACUUUAAUUUAUGUUUGAAAUAGGCACCAGUACAGUAGUGAUCACAGAUAGUGGAUUAGAGAUGUCUUCACGUUGUACACUCAACAAUUUGUUUAACUAUUUAUUUAUUAUAUCUUUUUAAAAGGUAGAGAACUUUUUUGAUCUUUAAAAUGCCUCUUUAUCCUUUCAGAUAGGUAUAUUUUUUAUAUUCUACUCUGAUCCUGAGCCAACAACUGUCAUUGAUCUUAAUGAGUUAUCUGAUAAACUCUUUGAAAAUAUCA